GCUGCCUUUCAGUGUCACCUAUCAGUGCCAGUCAGUGUCACCUAUCAAUGCCAGUCAGUACCACCUAUCAGUGCCAGUCAGUGCCGCCUAUCAGUGCCAUGCCAUAUGAGUGCUGCCUCUCAGUGCCCAUCAGUGAUGCCUGUUAAUGCCCAUCAGUGCCACCUACUAGUGCCUCCAUCAGUGCCCAUCAAUGCCACCUAUCGGUGCCUAUCAGUGCAGCCUAUCAGUGCCCAUCAGUGCAGCCUCAUUGCGCACAUCAGUGAAGGAGAAAAAUCACUUAUUUACAAAAUUUUAUAA
Messenger RNA from Staurois parvus, 297 nucleotides. Lineage: Eukaryota; Metazoa; Chordata; Amphibia; Anura; Ranidae. The record is from the annotation of a GenBank genome assembly.